This is a messenger RNA of Pelobates cultripes (western spadefoot toad), 36134 nucleotides long. NCBI's taxonomy places the organism in Eukaryota, Metazoa, Chordata, Amphibia, Anura, Pelobatidae. The record is from the annotation of a GenBank genome assembly.
GGCCGAGCUGCAGGGUGAUGAUCUCCCGAGGCAUGGCUGUCUCUGCCGGGGUACCUCUCCCGCCUCACCGGCCGCGCUCUGUCAACCAAACAGGGAACGACGUCACUGUACGGAAACCUGGGCCGCCAUGUUCGGCCGCGGCACGUGACCACCAUUGGAACCCUCGGGCCUGCGAGUGACGUCAUCGUACGGAAUUCACAGCCAGCCCCCACUUCUCCGCCUACUUCGUGAGUAGGAGGGGCUUCUGCCUUCUGACGUCAUAUGAAAGAAGCCUAUCUGUGAUAAAUUGAAUAGUAUUUUAUCGAUUUCCACAGGAGGAGACUUUCCAUUCGGUUAUCGGUACAUUACAACUCCGCCUGUGGUAUUUUGUUUACGUUAGUGAAAGGCUCCUUGUGAGCGGAGCGGGCUGUUAGAACUUCGCUGAUUGGUUCCCUCUCGGCUGACGUGUUUCGGAGCGGCGUUUCUGAUUGGCUCCCGUGUGGAAACCCCCUGAAGUGAGAGGAUUGGGAGAAAGAAACACAAACAGACUGCCUGGUCUCCUGUGCAGGGGGUCGCCAUGAUGCUAGCUGACAGCUGAGCGCAUGCGCACUCUGUACCCGAGCAGCACCGUCCCUGCCUCUACCAUAGACACACACACAGUGCCCACCGGGCUCAGCGGACUCCUGGCUUCCCCCCUCUCCCGGCAUUAGAGCGCUGCCCCUGACGUCACUGGUCCCGGUGUUACCCCAAUGGUGAGAGUCUGGUGAGUGUGGAUCAGUAGCAGCCGGCGGCGGCGAGGGGGGCACCGAGGGGAACAUGGCACAGAGAGCAGAGGAGGAGAACAGCUCCGGGCUGAGGAGCAGGAGGAGCGGGGCCCGCUCACUGGCCGCCCGGGAGAGGGAUGAGCAGGUCCAGGCCGUGCAGGACGCCUUGCUGCAGAGACUGGGCAGCUACGAGCCGGUGCUGAGCUACCUGCAGGCGGUGCUGGUGUGGGAGAGGCCUCGGCACAGUGCUCUGCUCCAUCUGGGCCUCAAUGCUGCCUUCUGGUGAGAUCUGUGGGUGUAUGUCCUGGGGGAAUAUUUCUUAUGGUAUUGGGGGAUACUGAGAGGGGCAACAUGCAGUGUUAGAGGCAGAUAGAGUGGUCCUGGAAUGGGCAGCAUAUAUGGUGUAUAAGCAUGGGAUGUGUGAAAGGGCAAGUAGAGUGGUCCAGACAGGGGCAGCAAGAGAUGCUUGAAAGGGGUAGCAUGGGAUGUUUGACAGGGGCAAGUAGAGUGGUCCAGGCAGGGGCAGACAUGGUGGUCUUGGAAGGGGCAGCAUUGGAUGUUUGAAAGGGGCAUGUAGAGUUGUCCAGGCAGGGGCAGACAUGGUGGUCUUGGAAGGGGCAGCAUUGGAUGUUUGAAAGGGGCAUGUAGAGUGGUGUUUGAAAGGGGCAUGUAGUGUUCCAGGCAAUGGGUAGACAUGGUUGGUGAUCUUGGAAGAGGCAGGGGACAUCAAUGUGCUGCUAUCACUUCUAGCCUUUGGCACUCAAGCUGCUGUGAACGAUGUUUUCCACUAUGCUCUUUGCAUUACAAGUGCAUAUUGAUUCAGUUUCCCACCAUGCUCAGCCACUUUAAGGUGUGUGACAUCAGUAUUUGUGGUGAUGGGCUGUCAAAGCAAACUGUGUGGGCAAGCACAUGUGUCUGGACAACUGGUGUGACAGUCUCACACAGGCUGAGCAAAUCGUAUUGACAUGUUACACUCAGCGGUGUCAAGUAAAGGGUUACACCUGUCAUUUCUGCAUUGCAUAGAUAGAAUCCGUGUUGUUUACUGAAGUGUGAAUUUCAACUUUAAGGUUGAUGAAAUGGAAGCAAUCUUUAAGUCACCUGUUUUGCCCUAAAAAUUUAAAUUACAAUCACGCUUCAGUACUAGGGUAGGCAAUCUUAAAGGACCACUAUCGUUUCAGGAAAACAAACUCAUUUUCCUGGCACUAUAUAGUCCUUAGGUCCCCCCCUCCCCAUCCUCAGGGCCCCCUUCCCUCUGGGCUGAAGGGGUUAAAACCCCUUCAGCCACUUACCUUUAUCCAGUGUCGGGCUAUCUCGGCGCUGAUGACCUCUCCUCCCCUCCGACAUCAGCUCCCGAGUGGAGCCGAAUGUCUGGCCAGAGGUGCGCGCAUUCAUACCGCCCAUAAGAAAGCAUUACUCAAUGCUUUCAUAUGGACGUUCUGCGUCUUCAAUGCGAUUUUAGCAUUGAGCGUCGCGAAAGCGGCUCUAGCGGCUGUCAGGAAGACAGCCACUAGAGGCUGGAUUAACCCUGCAAUGUAAACAUAGCAGUUUCUCUGAAACUGCUAUGUUUACAGCUGCAGGGUUAAAACCUUGGGGAUCUGGCACACAGAACACAUCAUUGAGCUGAAGUGGUCUGGGUGACUAUAGUGGUCCUUUCAGCACUCCAUUAUGCUCUUACAUUGAUAGUGCUGGCAAAGCAUUUUGAGUGUCCAGAACCUUUCUGGCACUUCAUUCUCAUAACAAAAAAAAGACACAUUAAAAGAUAGAAUAUCAUGAAAUUGUACGCUGUGUUCUCACUUUUGAAAUAUUCUAGGCUUUGCUGUCUUUACACCAAUAAAAAAAAAAACACAAAACCUAAACAUUUUGUGUUUAUAAUUGUUUCUGUUAAACUUUUUUUUAAAACUUUAUAAUACUUGAUACUGAUGUGUAGAUAGUAGUCACUAGCAUUUUAGGGACAUUUUACUUUGUAUUGUUAUGCAAAUAAACAUACCUGGCGUACAGUUUGCAUCUAUGCAUUCCAAGUAAUAAAGCAGUCUCAAACCAUGUACAUUCUGUUAUUUCCAGAUGUUCAGGCUUGAUCUUCAACUGCAACAUUCUUUUUCCAAAGUAUCUUUUGACAAACAUAUUGAAGAGGGAAAAAAAGGCUUGGCUUAGUCUAGCUAACCGAUGUAUUAAAGAGACCUAUUCAUCAGACUGAUUUUCUUGCAAUUUUUGUCUCCUCAUACUUCCAAUAGUAAUAUAUAUUGUAUACAAGUCUUGUGAAUCAUUGUUAGUUGUUAAAGAUGUUGCAGCAUAAAGCACUGUACAGCUUAUAUUUAGCUUUAGCGUUGUUGAGUAAAAAGAGUAAACAUUAUUUUUGGGCAUACAAAAUGGCCUCAUGUCCUCGCUUAUAUUAAAUUCUCACGUUCAAAUUCUUCCGCUCUAGUUGGUACAAAACUGCAAGUGAUGUGUCUGAUCUUUUAUUUUUGUGUGUGUUUAUGUAUGGAUAAAGUCUUACUUUGCUGCGCUCCUACAGUUUGACUCUCUCCUCUGCAAAAGAAAACUACUUCAAUACCCUUAUGUUCACACUCUCCCACAAACCCAAACGCCUAUUUCACACUUUAAAUUCUCUUCUUCGCCCUGUUGCUGCUCUUCAUACCAAUUUGACUGCCACAAACUUUGCAACUCACUUCACUGAGAAGAUUUCUACAAUCAGGGUAGACAUCUAUCUCUCUCCUUCCCGUACCAAUACUUUCCCCAAACCCACUCCCUCCACCCACUCCCUCCACUGUUCUAUGCCCAUUCGCACCUGAUACUGCAGAAGAGGUCUCUGCUUUGCUCCGGUCCUCCCUCCCCACCACCAGUUCCCUCGACCAUAUUCUCUUGUAUCUCAUCUGCACUCUGUCUCCUUCUCUUGCUCUGCCUCGUACUAUAACGUUCAAUCUCUCCCUCUCCUCUGGCAUAUUUCCUUCACCCUUCAAACAUGCAACUGAAACCCUGAUUAUGAAAAAGCCCAACCUUGACCUUAAGAACCCAUCUAACUACAUCCCUAUCUCGCUGCUGCAGUUUGCCUCCAAGAUUUUUGAGAGAGUUGUGUAUCUGAGACUGACAGGCAUCCUUGAAUCCAACUCUCUGCUUGACCCACUCCAGUAUGGAGUCCACACUCGUCACUCUGUCAAAACGGAUGUGAACGUAUCCAAUGAUUUAAUCGCUGCUAAAUCUUGUGGUCACUAUUUGAUUCUAAUUUUUCUUGACCUUUCUGUUGCUUUUGACACUGUUGAUCAUCAACAGCUUCUUCUCUUCCUCUAUAUUCUCGGUCUUUGAGAUACUGCUCCUCCUACCUCAGUGUUUUGGGUUUUUUUUGUGUGUUUUUUUUACUCCUCCGGCUCUUCUCCCCAACCUCUCUGUUGGUGUUCCCCAAGGUUCUGUCUUGGUCCCCUGCUGUUCUCGAUCUACACUGUCUCCCUUGGCUUCCAAUAUAAUUUCUAUGCAGAUGACACGCAAGUCUAUCUGUCCUCUCCUGAUCUCUUGACGCCCCUUUUGAACGGCUUCCUGUGGAACUCCCUUCCCUUCUCCAUCAGACUCUCACCCCGUUUUCAUUUCUUAAAAAAAUAAAUGAAAAUUCACUUUUUCCGGAAAGCAUAUCAAUUAAACUAAUAACCGCUUUCCCUUCCCGCACCCUGAUUCCUCUCUUGCAACUAUCAUUAAAAAAAAUAAAAAACAAAGCACUAAGCCCUUAGUGAAUACUAUUCUAGCAAUCUACAUUCCUACCCUAUCCUUGCCUCUUGGUUCACUAUACCCCACUACCUCUUCCUGUGCGUCCAACUUGUCUGGUCACAUAGACUUUUUUUGUUAGUCCACCCAUUGUACAGCGCUGCGGAAUUUGUUUGCUUUAUAAGUAAUAAUAAUAAUAUACAAAGAUGAGUUGUGAUACAAGUGGUUAAAGCGUGAUGAGUGCACUUAACACACAGGUUUGAUAGAAAAUAGACACCAUUCUGUCAGAGGGUCGUAAAUAUCUUGUGUGAAGAUCACAGAGAGAGGAAAAAAAACAAGCAAAUACUAGUGCAGAAGAUGGUGCUGGAAGGGGGAGUGAAAAUAAAGACAUAAUAAUUAUAUUGAGAAUGCAUGAAUUCACAUCCAAGAGUUACAGGGUAUGCAUGAAGGCCUUUAUCCAGCAUACACAUACAUGUACAUAUACACAAGUAGUGUAUACAUACUACACAAGUAAAUAUAACCAAAUGCUGAAAUUUAUGUACAUCCACACACAAGCACCAAUACACGUACCUACACAUACAUAGACCCAUAUAUAUGUAUACAUGCAUGUAUAUAAACACUUUAUACACACACACACACACACACAUAAAUAUAUAUAUAUAUAUAUAUAUAUAUAUAUAUAUAUAUCCAUGCACAUGAACUCAUACACAAAUAUAAAUGCACAGUCACAUAUAUAAACAUACAUGCAUAAGAGUAUGGGAAAGCAUAGGUCUACACAUAGUACUUUGUAUAUUGAUAGAAUAAACAUAUUGGAAUGCAUUUUAAAAUGUUGAUACAUUACAACAGUAAGAUAAUGCUGGGGGAGUGUUCAUGUUAAGUGUUGGUAGCGGGACAGGAAACCCAAAUCAAUAUUUAGUCCUCUGUUCUUGCUGUUAAACAAUUUGAUCAUUCUGGCUUCAAAAGUUUUUUUUCUUUCUUGGGUAUUUUUAAAACCCCCUUUCAGUACUUUGAUUUUUAGGUCCUUCAUUGAGUGGCCAGGCUGGGUAAAGUGAUGUCCCACAGGAGUGCAGUACGAUCCUUCUUUGUGGUGUUUAAUGGAGUGUCUGUGCAUAUUCAUUCUGCCAUUUAAUUGCUGGGUGGUUUCCCCAGUGUAGCAUCCUAGGUGACAUUUGGUGCAUUGAAUCAUGUACCACAUUGCUGGAUGUGUACGAUUAUGAACCUUUAAUGCUGUAGGUUUCAUUGUACCUUAGUAGCAUGUUGUGUAUGCAAGGGGCAGAUGCGGGCAAUGUUUUUACGGUGAAAUUGAUGAUUAGGCAAUAGACGGAAUUUAAGAUGUGCAGGUGAGGCCAGAAUCAAAGGCCAAGGCAGCGUGCUUGGAAGGACAGGCUGAUGUACAUGCAAUCAACAUGCAGGGACAAGGUGAUUAGUAUUACGAGGUGGUAAAAUAAGCCCAAUUUUAGAAAGAUUGGAAGCGGAAGGACAUCUAAUCUGAGACUGAACAGAGACACACCAGUGACACAUUGUAAGUCAGCGGACGAAAGAUCAGAGGAGGUGUUUAUCUGGUUGUCAUUGGCCAACAGGUGUUUGCAGAAUCCAAAAGAAUAAUACAUUUGCCAAGAGAGACAGUAUAAAGAGAAAACAGAAGGAGGACCAAGGACAGAGCCUUGGGGACUCUAACCAUGACAGAAUGAGGGGAGAAGGUGUUACUAGAAGGAGACAUUGAAGGACUGUUGGGAGAGGUGAGAUGAGUACCACAAAAGGAUAGUAACACAAAGGCUAAUGGUGGGAGACUGUGAUCAGUAGUUUCAAAGGCAGCAGAAAGAUUUAGAAAAUUAGUAUGUAAGCAGGCAUUAGUGGCCUUUGGAUUUAGCCGCAAUUAGAUUAUUAGUUACUUUAAUCAGAGCAGUCUCAGUAGAAUGAAGGGGGCUGACGACAGAUUGAAGAGGGUCGAGGAGGGAGUUUGAGUAUUGAGAGCAAUGACUUGUUCUUUGCAUAAGUGAAAUUGGUGUGAUUUUAUUAUUGAAUGUUGGAGAAUAGAACACAUGGCUGAAAUGCGAAUGUAUUCUGCAUGACAUCAUAUCGGACUUGACAUCUUUAUUAUCAACUUUUGCACACGUCAUGUAAUUAUUAAAUGUGGUAAUUUAUUUCCCUUAAUAUAUGAAAUAAUAAUGUAGGUUUGUGACACCAAAUAUGCCAUUAGUUCUUUAUAUAGCUUGCACAAGGAACACACAAUUAUUUGCAUUUUAAACCUAGCAACACGUGCAUUGUCAUUGAUAAAGAAUUAAUCCCUUCAUCUAAUGUGCUUUAUGUUUAAAAAGUAUUUCCACAAUCUUAGAAAUGCAGUGUCUAGUAUGGUUUUGUAUUUCUGUGGUCUAUUGUCUACUACAAUGACCACUGAAUGAAAUGCGAAAACGUUCAUGUUCACAGACCCUCCAGAAGCUGUGUCAGGCUAAAUGAAUACUACAGUGUUAGGAAUAUGCAUUUGCAUUCCUAACACUAUAGUACCCUAAUCACCGUUUUACGUGACCAGGCCCCUAUUGCUAGGUUUAAGAAGGUGGUUUUACAUUCUUUUUCUCUCACAGCGCUUAUCUCUGGUGUUCCACACCUUUUAUGGCUGAGAUGAUCUCUGCCAAUCCAAUUCUUCAGAGGCUAGUGUGCUUGCGCUGCAAAAUGCUGUGCCAAUAAGAUGGUGUCUCAGAGAGGCAGGUUAACCCUACAGCAAUGUUUUCAGCUGCAGGAUUGGUGGGGCAUAGUACCAAGACUACUUCACUGAGAUGAAGAGGUCUCUGUGCCUAUAGUGUACCUUUUAACACAAGAUUCUCCACACUCUGUCCCUCCAGAUAUUGCUGAACCACAACUUCUAUUAUUUCUUUGAAUUAAAUAAAUAGCCAGAUAAUGAUGGGAGUUGUAGUUUAGCAACAUCUAGAAGGAUAGCGUUUGGAGAACCUUGCUUAACACCAGCAAUUGUCAGGGUCUCCCCCCUUACCUUUAUUGAAAAAGACACGCACCAUAACAAUUUGUUUAUUGCGUAGAUGAUGCUACGAUAUCCCUUGUGCCUUUAUAUUUGCACACAAUUCCCCCCCUCCCCAGGUCAAAGAGGACAAAGCCACAGUUACUCGUUUGAUCAUACAAAAUAAUAUUUUCACUACUUUUCUUAUUAUUUGCUGCAUAUUGUUUUAGGAACCAGCCGUUAUGGGUUUAUAGAGAUAGCUUAUUAACAUUUUGUAAACUAUUUAAAUUAUGAAUACAGACAGGAAUGUAUCUGAAAAAGCUAGCUGUAAAACAAUCAGGAUGUGCAGACUCUGGGGGAUCUAUAAUGUUUCACAUGAUUGCACUGGUGUGUUUUACUUCUGCUGAUGCUGAAUUUUUACAUGCGGAUCUGAAGUAUUGGGAGUUAGUUGUUGAUAAUGAUGUUUAGAAGCGUUGCCUCAAGCACUGCAUCAGUACUGUAAGAUUGUUGCCAUACCUUAAUAGAUUGACAUGACUCUUUCCCAGAAAUCACUGCAACAUUAUUUGCUCUUCCAUUUAGCAGACCGUGAAAGUCAACUGCUUUUAAAAUGUUUACCUUUGAAAUUAUUGUAAUAUUUAAAUAGACUGGGAGGGUUGGGGGGGGGUGUGUGUGUGUGUGUGUGUAGUGUCUUUUUCUUCUCUCAUUAAGGGGGUCAUGCUCUCCACAAAACAUAGGUAUAACUAUAUUAUGCCAGCAAAACUAUCUGUGAGGCGAGCAUUAAGUCAUACUUACCUGAAGAUUCUUCAUUAAUCUAACAAGAUGGCUUCGUGAAAUGGAUGACAGCACAUGCAGCCUUAUGUCACACUGCUUGCACCCUUUUCUUGCCAAGAAUGUUGACUCAAUGUUAGAAUAUGUGAAAUAACUUCAUAUACACUUGCUAGAUACUAAUAUCGGUGUAUGUGUAUUAAGGCCAGAGUAGCCAAAUUGUCUUUUCCAGCUGGAAUUUUUUCAGUUUGGCUAUUUUGACCUCUUUGAAUUCACCUUGAAUUCUCACUUUAGUGAAUAACCCUGUAUGUUAACAAAACAAAAAAAAUCGAGCGCAAAACCAUAUUGUUAGUAUAUGAUAGGAUCCUUUGUCCAUAUACAUGCUCUUUGGAUCAGAAAGUGUUUGAAAUACGAUAGUUGGUCUCUCUGGUCUUCCCUGGUUCAGUGCAGAGAGUGAAGCAGAGAAUAUCAUGGAGACUGUCAGUUUUCGAAACACUAUCUGACCCAAGGUACAUGUGUAUGGCGUAAAAAAAACCCAAUUCACUGUCCAAAUGGCAAAAAAAUAAAUCACUAUCUAGUAGAUAUACCCAGUAAAUACAAGCAUAUAGUCAUUGGAGGUAUAUCUUGAGAAAAUUUGCAAAAGCUCCAGUUCUUAUGAACUGCAGACUUAGCAAGCCCUUUUCCCCCGAAGAGAUUAACAUAAGUCUCUUCACAGUGAAGUAACCACUCAGAGGACUCCCAUUAGCUCAGGGGAUUUCAUUAUAAAAGUGCCUUUGAAAUGGGAUUCUCCUAAUGCAUAAAAAAUUUCAGCAAGCUGAAGUGCCUUAUGGGGGUGGAGUGGUCCUUUAAAGAAACACUCCUCUGCCAAUAUUGUGGGGAAGGGGAGACUAAAAAUAACCGUUUAGUACAUACAUACCAGUAUAUGCAUGCAUUUUCAUGUAUGUAUUCAUUGGGGGUAUUUCUUAAAACAGUUUGCAAAAGUUGUAGUUUGUACAUUACUUUUUUUUUCCCCUGAAGAGACUUAUAUUCUCUUCAUGGGGAAAUAGCCAAUCAGAGGCUUCUUACUGAAAAGCCUCCGUGGACAAGCGGCAUUCUGAUGUGAGGUCUGGACGCUGGUUUGAGGUAUGCAUUGGGAAAGUUAGAGGUGCCCUCAAGUAGGGCGUACCUGUCCCUUCUGUUAAUUCAGGGGUGCUAAUGGAAGCAGUAAGACACUCCCCUGUCUGUUUGAUUGUGGGGGGGGGAUAAUAAUUUAUAAAAUAAAUGGCUAAUAAUAAUAGAAAUCGGCACUUUCAUAAAGUGUCAUUAUUAUAGGACACACCUCACCCAUGAAGUAUAUUUCAAAAGUUGAUGAAAGGAUUAUUUAUUUUAUUAAAAAUAUAUUUCCCUAGAGCUAGAACACUUUCUAACUACUGCUGGAAAAAUUAUACAGCUACAGACUUUUUUUUUUUCUCCCUUAUGACAGUUCUGACACAUGUUCAAAUCUCUUAUUACCUUCUCCUUAACACCUUAGGCAACAUUGAUUUAACUCGAUUUGGAAUGCUUUUGAGAAUAUGGAAUGCUAGAUGCAUUUUACACAUAUAUAUUAUACUAAUAACAAUUACACCUAACUACCUGCAUGUGUCCUGUAUGUUGAUAAACUAUAGGUAUUAUUAUUAUUAUUAUUAUUAUUGGUAUUUAUAUAGUGCCAACUAAUUCCACAGCGCUUUACAAUAUUAUGAAAGGGGGAAAUUUUACAAUAAAUGAGACAUUUACACAAUGACACAGGAACAAUUGGUAGAAGAGGACCCUGCUCAAAUAAGCUUACAGUCUAGAGGAGGUGGGGUACAAAAACACAAUAGGGCAGCAAGGGUGACAGCCUCCAAACAAGGUGGGUGUACUGAUAUUGAUGUUACAAAGUUUUGGAGUCCAGUAGCCAGAUCAGCAAUGUUUUCUGCCAGAGGUAGCCACUCGUUACCCAGGUGGUUGAGCUCCUGAGCCUUGAGUGGCCUUCUGGUCUUAAGCAGAGAUGGGAGACUGGAACAGAAAGAUGAUAAUCGUAGUGAGGCAAGCCGAGGUCAGUGGGAAGGAGAAGCAGCAAAGUCAAAACAGUCCAAAUUCAGCAACAGGAAGGAGAAACAGGAACACGCUGGAUUAGAGAGUACAGGAACCACAAUAAUCUGGCAAAGGUACAGAGACAGGAAGUGGCUUUUAUAGGCCAAGAACCAGACACCUGACCAGACACAGCUGAAGUGAGUUGUCACUGAUAACCUUGACUCUACAAGCAAUGGUAUCAGAUUUCAGGUAAAUUUGCAAAAGGCAGGCUGGUGUACUGGUAAGGAAAAGAUUUAGCACCAUGUAAACCAGGGUUCGAAACCCAGCAGAGUCAGUUCCUCACAUUACCUCUACCUCUACAGGCGCAGCCUCUGGAUGCUCUAUUUCCUGGUUUAGCAGGGUACUGUGCAUGGAAAGAAUGAAGAAGAUCAGGAGCAUGAAUAUUGUCCACUGGUUCCCAUGAUCUAUCCUCCUCACCAUAGCCUUUCCAAUGAACCAAGUAUUGAAGCUUGUUGCGGAAGAUCCUGGAGUCAAGAAUUUUUUCCACCUCGUAUUCAUCUUCACCAUCCACGAGGACUGGUGGUGGGGCAGGCAAGGCUCGACCAGGGAAAGUAUUUUCAUGAAAAGGUUUAAGCAGUGCCACGUGAAACACCGGAUGUAUUUUCAUGGAAUCCGGAAGUUGCAGACGGAAGGUGACUGCAUUGAUCUGAGCGAUUAUCUUAAAAGGUCCCAUGAACUUUUGACCCAAUUUAUGAGAAGGAAUCCUAAGCUUAAGAUUCUUUGUUGACAGCCAAACCUUGUCACCAACAUGAUAAACUGGGGCCUCCUUUCUGUGCCUAUCAGCAGCUCUUUUGUAACAUUCCUGAGCCUCCGAAAGAGUCUCCUUCAACAGUUCUUGGGAAUCUCGUAAGGCGGUUAGCCGGUCAGUGACUGCAGGAAUGGGAGUAGUAAUUGGGAGACUCACUAGAAAGGUUGGAUGGUAACCAUAAUUGGCAAAAAAUGGGCUCAGAGAAGUGGAGCAGUGUUGGGCAUUGUUAUAGGCAAACUCCGCCGUGGGUAGAAAAUCCAGCCAGUCAUCCUGCAGGUAACUAAUAUAGCACCGCAAAUAUUGUUCUAAAGUCUGGUUGGUUCGCUCAGUCUGUCCAUUACUUUGUGGAUGAAAAGCUGAAGACAGAUUUACAUUAAUACCUAGAAUAGAACAAAAAUAUUUCCAAAAAUGAGAUGUAAACUGCACUCCCCUGUCAGAAAUUACUUCAUCAGGCACUCCAUGCAAGCGAAAUAUUUCCCGAAUAACAAGGUCAGCAGUCUGUUUAGCUGAAGGGAGACCACGAGCUGGUAUGAAAUGACUCAUCUUGGUUAACCGGUCCACAACAACAAGAAUAGUAGUGUGUUCCUUAGAGGGAGGUAGUUCCACAAUAAAGUCCAUGGAUAUAGAUCCCCAGGGACGAUGAGGAAUCGGAAGAGGCUGAAGCAAGCCAACAGGGGAUGAGCGAGGAGUCUUAUGUCUGGCACAUACAUCACAAGAGGACACAUACUUCUUAACAUCCUCAUAAUAUUUAGGCCACCAAAAGGAUCGGGUAAGUAGUUCUUGUGUCUUUCGGAUUCCUGGAUGACCUGCUGGUUUAGAGUCAUGGUAGAGGCGUAAAACGUCCAGUCGCACUGAUUCUGGAACAAACAGACGUUGUUGAAAAAUCCAAAACCCAUUAAGCAUGGUCAUAUGAAGAUCACGAGGAGGAUCACGAAAAACUGGAUCUUUAGAGUAGCCCUUUUUAAUGCGAGACAUUAGAUCAGAAGGAAAGGUAACUCCUAAAAAUCUGCUCUCCGGCAAGAUGGUGGCCUUGGUUACUGUAGUAUGGAGGGGGUCAGCUAUCCUAGACAAGGCAUCCGCCUUGCCAUUUCUGGAACCAGGGCGGUAUGAAAUAAAAAAAUUAAACCUUGAGAAAAAUAGGGACCAGCGUGCUUGUCUGGCUGACAGUCUCUUAGCGGAUUGGAUACAUUCCAGAUUUUUGUGAUCUGUGAGGACAGUAAUUGGAUGGGUGGCUCCCUCCAAGAGAUGUCUCCAUUCGGUGAAGGCAGCUUUUAUAGCCAAAAGUUCUUUAUUCCCUAUGUCAUAAUUUCUUUCUGCUGGUAACAUCUGGCGGGAAUAGAAGGCACAUGGAUGUAACAACAUCUUAGGUCCAGUCCUUUGAGACAGUAUAGCCCCAACAGCUGAAUCAGAAGCAUCUACCUCUACAGUAAAUGGCAAUUCUGGCUGAGGAUGUACCAAGAUAGGGGCAGAUGUAAACAGAGUCUUUAAUCUGGAAAAUGCAGUGUCAGCCUUAUUGGACCACUGAAAAGGAGUCCCUUUACGUGUAAGUUCAGUGAUCGGUGUAAUAACGGCAGAGAAAUUCUUAAUGAAACGCCUGUAAAAAUUGGCAAACCCCACAAAUCUCUGUAUAUCUUUUUCAUUCUUGGGGAUGGGCCAGUCCAGCACAGCUUUAAUUUUACUUGCGUCCAUACUUAAACCUUUAGGAGUUAUAACAUACCCCAGGAACUGAAUUUCUGUUUGUUCAAACUCACAUUUUUCCAGUUUAAUGUAUAGGUGGUGGGUACGAAGGCGCUCAAGAACAAUGCAGACCUGUUUUCUGUGAUUUUCAAGAUUAUCAGAAAAUAUCAGGAUAUCAUCCAAAUAUGCCACAACAAACUGAUCCAGGAGAUCCCGUAGUACAUCAUUGAUUAGAUGCUAAAAAGUUGCAGGGGCAUUACAAAGCCCAAAUGGCAUUACUAGAUAUUCGUAAUGUCCAUACCUGGUUCUGAAAGCUGUUUUCCAUUCAUCAUUUGGUCUUAUGCGAACCAGAUUAUAUGCCCCCCGUAUAUCAAGCUUCGUAAAUAUUUUAGCUGAACGAAGUCUCUCCAGAAGUUCAGGAAUGAGAGGCAAGGGAUAACGUUUUUUCACAGUGAUUUUAUUAAUUUCCCUGUAAUCGACACAUGGCAGUAGACUGCCAUCUUUCUUUUCUACAAAGAAUAUAGGAGCUCCUGCUGGAGAAGUGGAUGGUCGAAUAAAGCCUUUGGCAAGAUUUUCUUGUAUGUAUUCACGAAGUGCUUUCAAUUCAGGCUCAGAAAGGGAGUAUAUACGGCCAAAUGGGAUAGCAGCUCCAGGUAGCAGCUCUAUGGGGCAAUCAUAAGGCCUGUGAGGUGGAAGCUGAUCAGCAUUCUUCUUAUCACAGACAUCUGCAAAAUCCCGAUAUUGUAGCGAAGCUUAGUUAAGUUUGUAGCAACCAUUUCAUUAAUUGUUGUGGUAACAGGUGUCGCCUUAGAGGGUUGACAAUUCAUUAAGCAGUGUUCUGAAGGAAAGGACAAAGUUCUAGUCUUCCAAUCAAUCUGUGGGUUAUGCAGAGCAAGCCAGGGUAUACCCAAAAUCACUGGAAACUGUGUUGAGGAAAUUAGGUGGAAAGAUAUAGACUCAUGGUGAUUCACUUCCAGAAUCAAUUUUAAGGGCACAGUCUCAUGUGUAACCGGGCCUGACGUAAGUGGAGAACCGUCUACUGUUUCCAUUAACACAGGUGAAGAUUUAGGGAUUGUAACGGAUCACCUGGCACCCCGACUGGAUACCUCCGUUAAAGGCUGCUCCUAGUGCUUCCUGAGGACUCCAAGCACUGCAGCAGACACCACAACCACCGAACCAGAGAAGCAUAUGAAUCCUCUCAAGCAUAUGAAUGCUGUAGACAGUUGAAUAGGAACCAUACGAAUAGGUUUACUCUCCUAGCAGUCAAACUGGAACAGCAUACAAUAAAUCCUUCCCCCAAUAAUGAGACGACACUUCACUUUGAGGGUUAAAACAGGAACUCCCUGUACUGUCACAUACAGUCUCUUUUAUUCCCAAUCCACAAACAUAGUACAGCCCACAGGGCGUUACAAAACAACCAAUCACAUCACAGUUACAUCCCACAUAUUCCCUCCCCUUAUCCUGAGAGGAAACUCAAUUAUACAUACAGUUAAAACAUACUUUCUACCCAACUUUCAUAACUCCAAAACCAUACAUCACAUUCACAUAAAAUUACAUAUUCACAAUCAAUCCAUUCAGGGGAACAACAUAUUCAAAAAUGGCACAAAUCAGACAAGGGGUUCAAAAGUUAGUAAAAAGUCCUUUGUGACUAAAUGAAGCAUGGCUUUCUGGCCCAAACCAGUUUCAGAGUCUUCUAUCCUGGAGAUAAGUAAUUGAAUUAUCUCCCAGGAUAGACACAAGACUCCAUUAAGCACAUGGUUGCAAAAAGACACAAAACACUUUAAAAUACAUAAAGUCACAUUUACACAGAACACACAGACAUUUCACAUAUCCCCAGAUAGCUGGGAUCUGAGUGCACAUUAUUAGAUGAAUGGCACUCAGAUCACACAAAUAAGCCUUUCUGCAGGGGAAAUAAACGGUUUAACCUGCAGGGCCAUAGUCCAAAGGGAGCAGGCGAGCAACCAGGCUUCUCCAGUUCACAGUGGCGAGGUUGGUUUCGCCACAGGGAUAGACUGAAUUUUAUUUCCUGCUCCGGAAUCUAUCAUAGCUGUAGUUGAAAUUUUAUUAUCACCAUAUUGCAAAGUGAUAGGCACCACCAAAUAAGGAUGUUGAGUCAUCAUACCUUCUUCACCCUGAGCCAGAGAAAACAAGGGUUGUGUGACAGAAUCCAGUUGGUCUGAAAUCUGGGAUUGGUGUUGAAUCUGUGCACCCUCAGCAGUCAUAGCUAUUGUUCUUUUAGACUUGUUAGGGCAAUUGAUGGCAUAAUGCCCUGCACUACCACAAUACAGGCAUAAGUUGUGAGUGCGUCGCCACUGUUUUUCUUCAUUGGAUAAUGGCCCUCUUAUUAGAUCUACCUGCAUAGCCUCAGGUUCAGAGUCUGUAGGUGUUUGUGGGGUCGGAGUAGAAAUUCUUGAAUAGAAAGUAGGAGUAGCACUUGGUUUAAAAGAGCCCUGUCUUUCCAAUCUUCUUUCUGAAAGUCUCCGAUCAAUACGGAUAGCCAACCGCACAAAUGCAUCAAACUCAACAGGAAGAUCAACACGAGCUAGCUCAUCUUUUAUAGCUUCUGAGAGACCCCUUCUGAAGUGGAACCUCUGGGCUGAUUGGUUCCAAGUAGUAUCAGUAACCCACUGUCUGAAUUCAGCAGCAUAUUCAGCCACAGAGCGCCUCCCUUGAUGUAAAUGAAGGAGAGUGGCUUCUGCUGUAGCACAGCGAUUGGGAUCAUCAAAAACUAGGCACAUGGCCUCAAGAAAGUCUUUUAAAUUUCCCAAGAUUGGACUGUCCUGUUCCAGAAAAGGGGAGCCCCAGGCCAGGGCUUCAUCUUUGAAGAGGGAAAAAAUAAAUCCCACCUUCUCUCUUUCAGAUGGAAAACGGUUAGGUAACAUCAUGAAAUGCAAACGGCAUUGAUUUAGGAAACCCCUGAAUUUUUUGCGGUCUCCUCCAAAUUUUUCUGGUAGAGGCAAGCGGCAUCUUGUGCAGGUGUAACAGUAGUAGUAGCAGCAGCCGCAACAUCAUGUGCCCUGUAGCUGGUAAGCUCACUAUGCAUUGAUCGAACUUCAUUUUGCAGUUCAGCUACCUGAUCCUGCAGCACUUGAAUGGUCUGGGUCUGCAUAGUUCUUGCAUUAAAAGCAACCUGCUGGGCCAAUGCAGAAUCUGAUCCGACGGUCUCCAUGAAUGGGCCAGAUUAUUCUGUAAUGAUAUUGAUGUUACAAAGUUUUGGAGUCCAGUAGCCAGAUCAGCAAUGUUUUCUGCCAGAGGUAGCCACUCGUUACCCAGGUGGUUGAGCCCCUGAGCCUUGAGUGGCCUUCUGGUCUUAAGCAGAGAUGGGAGACUGGAACAGAAAGAUGAUAAUCGUAGUGAGGCAAGCCGAGGUCAGUGGGAAGGAGAAGCAGCAAAGUCAAAACAGUCCAAAUUCAGCAACAGGAAGGAGAAACAGGAACACGCUGGAUUAGAGAGUACAGGAACCACAAUAAUCUGGCAAAGGUACAGAGACAGGAAGUGGCUUUUAUAGGCCAAGAACCAGACACCUGACCAGACACAGCUGAAGUGAGUUGUCACUGAUAACCUUGACUCUACAAGCAAUGGUAUCAGAUUUCAGGUAAAUUUGCAAAAGGCAGGCUGGUGUACUGGUAAGGAAAAGAUUUAGCACCAUGUAAACCAGGGUUCGAAACCCAGCAGAGUCAGUUCCUCACAGUGGGGGAAAUAGCAGAGUUGGAGGUGAGAUUGGAGUGUGGCUAUUCAGGAGUGGUAGAGACAGAUAUGGUUAAGUAUAGAUGGGUUACUUGGGGAGCCCAUGAGAAUUUCUGAACAUUGUGUUUUAAAGGAACUUCUUAAACAAUUGAAGACUAGGGAAGAGUCUGAUGGGGGUAGGCAGGCUGUUCCAAAGGAAGGGAGCCGCUCGCAGGAAGUCCUGCAAGCAGCAGCAUUAAGCUUGCCAGUAGCGGACAGGAGAAGGUCACCGGCAGAGCGGAGAGACUGAGAAGGGGCAUAUCUAUGAAUCAGUGAAGAAAUGUAACAGAGGCUAGAGUUGUUUAAAUCUUUAUAGGUUAGGGUUAGUAUUUUGAAUUGACACCUAUAGGACACAAGAAGCCAGUGUAAGGUUCGACAGAGGGACGAGGUGUGAGAGUAUCUAACCACCCUGUUAUUUGACACCAGGUUUUCAUUGGUUGGAGGUGCAAAAUAUGCCAAAAAGAGACUAGUAGUAUGUUCCACAUUUGAGCGACUACCCAAGAGUACAACCUUUUAGAGCAAGGGUUCCCAAACCAAGUCCUAAAGUAGGCCAAUAUUUUUCUUUCUAAAAACACCAUGGACACAAAUGGAUAAUCCCUAAAUCUUGGAGUGUUAAGGGGUUCUUGAGGACUGGGUUGGGAACCACUGUUUUAGAGGAAGUUCACAAAGGACCCCUUCCUCCCAUUAUCUGCUCUUACACCAUAUCCAAAAUCCAAGUUAAAGUCUAUAAUAUUGCACCUCCUAACUGUUUCUUUUUUUUUCCCCCUUAACAUUGCAAUUGGAGUUGGCCCUUGUGAACGGACUACCUGGUACCCCGAUUGGGUGUACCUCCGCCAAGCAUGCUUUCUAGAUAUCACCUGGAUGCCAGUAGGGCUUCAGCCCCUAGCCGCCUCAGCUUGGCUGGGGUCUCUCCAUAGCUUCCUGCCCUGGAACAGGGUCCUGGGUACAGCUCCAAGUGAUUAUGCUCUCCUGUGGAGGGUGUAGCUGUAUAGCUUGUCUACCCAAACAGUAGUUGAGAACUGCUUUAUUCAGGCAAGGCACACAGAAUUUAUACACAGACCCCCAGCAUUAGUUCUCCAUUGUAUUUCACAUAACCCCGCCCAGGCGUCUCUGUGUCCGGUAGGUAAUUGAGUUGAUAACUGGUAAACUGAUAACCUCAAGGACACAGAGGGUAUAACACACAAAACCUCAAAAAAUACACUCAGUCUCGUGUAGCUUUCCUCCAAAAGCGCUCUCCUGGAAGGUCGGCAUGGUGGUCAUUACACCGGGUCCAGAUGACCAUGAACCACAAAGUCACAAACAAAGGGUUCCAUAGUGGUCACUGCUAGGUACCGCUGAAGCAUGUUCUCAGGUUCAUAAGUCCGAAUGACAACCAUGGUACGAGCAUUCGGGUAAAUUCGGGAGAGGGAAGGUACCGAACCAGGGGAACUGAGGAUGUCUCUUGGGGAGGCCAGGCAGGUUAACUCCCGGACAGGGUCUCUGGAUAUAGUCCGUAGUCUUUGGGCAGGAGGCUAGCUAGCACAAUACUCCAGGUGUCCGUUGCAUGGGCACGUUUGCCACAUAUCUUCCCCUCAAGGGAAGACUAACCAGAUACCAGACCUAGAAUGCAUUUCAGCUACUAUAAAGCAUCUAGGUACUCUUAUUAUUUUGGGUUGUAUGACGGCAAAAGGUGUGGGCAGAUUUUGUGUGAUUGAUUGUGCUCUAAAUGGCAUGUGAUAUUUUCCAGAAUAAUUAAGUCUUUUUAUAUUUCAACAUGGUUUUCUGUGUAUAACUUCUUUUAAAAUGCAAUUAUUUAAAUAAAGUGGAUUGCGUUAGAUUAUAUGAUUUUAUGGUAUUAUUCUAAAUUAGUAGGUAGGAAGGCUGGGUGUGCAAAUUUAUAUUAAAUAAAUCAUAACUUGUGUAUGGGUUGAGUAUAUGUAACUUGAGUGUAUGUGAAAAUUUGUGCAAGUGUGUAUACCUGUUAGUGAGAGGUGAAUGUGUGAGUGUCUGUCAGUAUGUGUGUGUAUGUGUGUGUGUGUGUGUGUGUGUAUCAGUGAGUGUGUGUUUACAUGAUCUGCCCUCUCCAAUUACAUGGGAAAGGUGUUUUUACUCACCUUUUUUCCCGUGCUUGUCUCGCCGCUGCUGGCUCCACUUUCAUGGCUGAGUUAAUCAUUCUUGACGAUCUCCGCCAAUCCAAUGCUUCUCCUUAUAGGAAAGUGUUGAGAGACUUUUGUGCAUGCGUGGCAAAACGCACCAAUCAACAUCUCAUAGAGUUGUGGAGACACUGAAUGUUAGGUGGUGCACAUUGUGCAACACUUACCCUGAAAGCACCUCUAGAGGCCGUCUGAGUGACUCACACUAGAGGUGUUACUAGGCAGCAAUGUAAACAUUGUCUUUUGUCUGAAAAGACCGUGUUUAAAUUGACAAACGUGCACAGACAAGUUCUGGUGUCCCAUUAAGAAUUGGAUGUUUGACAUUGGAAAACCUGGCUCCUAACUUUUUUAGCUGGCUCCUAUAUUCCAAGCAAAUUUGUCAAGCCCUGGCCUAGAUAAAAUUAAAAAAACAGGCCAGCUUAAUGUAGUUGUUCUGAUGCGUAUAAUCGGUCCCUGCAAGCUUUUUGCUGUAAACACUGCCUUUUUACGGAAAAGGCAGUGUUUAUAUUGGUGCCUAGGGACACUUACAGUGGCAGUCACUCAGACAGCCACUAGUGGUGCUUUCUCACAUGUUCAUAUGCCAGGGCUCAACAAAUUCCAUGCGCCAGGUCGCUAUGGGAUUUGUGAGCCUCUUCAGCCCCUGAGGUGACCGGCUGCCUGAGAUUGUAGGCGAGCAGUCGGCUCACGCAGGGCUGAGGUGGGUGGGCAGGCAGGCGUCUAACUCAUUGAGUGCUGACGGAUGGAGGCGGGUGGCUGUGUAAGGGAGGCGGGCAGCUGCAUGAGUGCCGCGGCGGCGAGAGAGGGAACUGUAAUCUCCCUGCUCUGCUCCCUCGCGCACCUUCCAGUGAUGCCGGGAGCUGGAAUAUGAAGUAAUUCUGGCCCCGCAUCACUAAACAGCGCUUUAGGGAGCAGAGCAGAGAGAUACCAGCAGCCCCACUGCACAACGUUCAGAAUAAACUCUGGUCUUAUCUGCGAAGAAGGUAUGUGGGGGGAUGCAAGGGUGCUUAAAGGGACACUAUAGUCACCAGUGCAACUACAUGUAUUCCUGACCCUAUAGUGUUAACACCACCAUCUAGCCCCCCUGGGCCCCACAUGCCUCCAUAAAUAUAGUAAAACUCUUCCUGUAUUCAAGACAAAAGCUGUAACUCAGAAUGCUGUUUGCCUAAAAAAAACCCAAAAAAAACCAAAAAAAAACAGUCUGCUGACAUCAUCAGAAGUGAUAGCCUGAUCCAAUCACAGUGCUUCCCCAUAGGAUUGGCUAGACUAACAAAGAGGCUGAUCAGGGGCAGAGCCAGCAUGAUUCAAACACAGCCCUGGCCAAUCAGCAUCUCCUCAUAGAGAUGAAUUGCAUCAAUAUAUCUCUAUGAGGAAAAUUCAGUGUCUCCAUGCUGCCCUGUGCUCUGCUGACAGCAGAUCUGAGUGGAUUGAGGAAUUUUAUGCCUCAAUCAACUCGGAAGUCCCUCUGGUGGCAUUCUGGAGGUGUUCCUAGCUUUCAAUGUAAAUGCUGUAUUUUCUCAGAAAAUACAGUGUUUACAUGAGAGGCUGCAGGGAGCUAUAGUUCUCAGCUGAACAACCUCAUUAAGCCUAAGUUGUUCAGGUGACUACGGUGUCCCUUUAAAUAGAGUACGCCUGCCACUUCCAUUGGCUCAGGUGAGCUAAUGGAAGCUGGAAGAAACCUCCCUGACUGUUUGACAGCCAGGGUGUAUUUCAUUGUUUAUGAAAGCAUUGAUUUCUCAUAAAAAUUGGUACUUUUAUAAAUUGCCUUUUUAAUGGGAUACUCCUUUAUAGGUGUGGAGUGGUCCUUAAGUAUUUAAGCCUCUCUUCUCGAACUAACAUGUUACAUACUUUUUGUGGGUGUGAGAUAAAACUUAUGGACACAGUGCACAUGCAUAUGAAUUAUGUUGCGUUUUACAAGAAUCUGCGUAUAUGUCAAUAUAUCUCCUUUUAAAUUUCAGGAAAAAUCUCAAGAUAUUUUUCUACAAUAUGUAACAUUUUAAAUAGUUGUUAAAUAGUUAAUAUAUUGUAUUCGGAACUGGCAUGUAAUAUGCCUGAAUUUAAAAAAAAAAAGGGGGGGUGGGGGGGAGAGAGACAUACCUAUGUGAAAAUAUAAAGUUAAAGGUCAACUUUAAUUUCAUACAUAUUAAACCGUUAUUCCUGCUCGUAGCAGUCUGUAUUAGAUUUCCAUUUUAGAACAAUACAUUGAUUUUAAAAGUACACAAUUUCUUCUUCAGGUUUUUUGCCCUGACCUCUCUUCGAAUAUUAUUUCUGGUUGCAUUUGGAUUGAUGAUUAUCAUUUGUGUGGACCAGUGGAAGAACAAAAUAUGGCCUGAACUUGGAGGUAAGAGUCUAGAAAAGAAUGAGCUGUUCUGAAUGUGCGCUAAAUUACUCGGUCGCAAAUAUCCUGGGGUUGCUGAAAAUAGUGUUUUAACAAAAAUAAGCAUGUUGAAUAACAUAAUGCAUUGCCUCCAUGUUACAUGUAUGAUUCUGGGAGAUAUUUCCCAGUGUCCUUCUAAUCUCUAAUAGAGUAAAAUAUUGCAAAAAAAAUGUUUUUCUUUCAUUAUCCACUGACGCUUCUUUUUUCAUCCCUUUAGCUGCAAGACCCAAUGAGCUGGAUAAUGAAAGGUAAAAAAAAUCUGUACAGUUCAUCUUGAAGUGUGAUCUACUGCUUGGCAUCUUUGCUGCCAGAGAUGUUUAAAAUCCAUUUCGGGGGAAAAAACAAGAGCCGCCAAAAGUUAACCCUUAAAUAGUUAUUAAACAAGCAAAUGGUUAUUCAAAUAGUUAUUUACUUGCAAAAAGCAAGUGAUCAACAGCAAAAACAAAUGUGUGAAAGGCUGGACUUGAUGGACACAUGUCUCUUUUCAGUCUUCCAGUCGUAAUUCCGCCAUUUUCACUGGAUUUUGUGCAUUUGUACAAAAUCUGGCGUUUAGUUAAUAACCCUGUUAAUAUGGUCUUAUUUCUGAACAGAACUAGCCUCCAUACUGUUUUUGCUUGUGAUAUUCACAAUAGUAAAAAAAAAAAAAAUUAAUAAUAAUCCAAAGCAUUACUAUGAUAAAGUUACUUUUGUCCACCUGGGACAACAUGAAUUGGCUCAGAGUGCUGGACUAUCCUAAACCCAGUACUCUAAGCCAAUCAGUGUUGUCUAGGUUGGGCACAAGGAGAAUUGAUUUAUAUCAAACUAAACCUAAACAGUUUGAUAUUAAAAUGAGGAUGGCACCAGGGGAGUCUAUGAAACCUAAUCACUACAGCUUGUUUUUGUGGUGCAAAUGUGGAUAACUGUACUCUUACUGAAUCUUUACUUAUUUAAAAAAAUUAAAAAAAAUUAACUAAGGUGUUUCCUACCACAAUAUACCUUCUGUGUAUUGGCCUGAUUCAAACAGACAGUGGAUGCACCUACAGGUGUUUUUCUAUUUUUUUUUUUUUGUUGUUGUUUAUGUUUUCAAAUGUUACUUACAGCUGGGGCUUUGUACACCCAAGACUGCUCAGUGUCCCAGAGUUGUGUCAUUAUGCUGCUGAAACCUGGGUUACCUUCAUUAGCUUUCUUCAUAACCUCCUCUUCUUCAAGACCGAAAACCCUGGCAAGGUAAUGUGCUUAAAUGUUAUUGAAAUAUGUGAAUUGCUUCCUGUUUGAAGUGCAAGUGACAACCUUCAGAUGAUGUUGGCUUAGAAAUUAUGCAUAGACUUUCUGAAGGCUUUCUUUAAAACAAUGGGAGUUCUGUAUAAAUUAUGUUGCAAUCUCUAAGACAAUGCAUGCUCUGUUUGGUCAUAUUUUUAAAAUUGUUUUCACUUGUACCAUAUGAGUAAAUAUGUUUAAAUUGGCUUUAUACAGGAGAAGACAAUGGGGCAUAUUUGCAAGUUUAAUUUUCAUGUUUUCAUGUUUUAUUUAAAAUGUACUGAUAACACCAAAUAAAUAGUGGAGGUGAUCUUUAAAAAAAAAAAAAAAUGAAUCUAAAAAUAUAUAGUGAUGUAAAAAAAAUAGCACUCUUUUACUCUGCUAAUUACUACUCUAUUUUGCUGACGCAGGCACAUAAGCACAUUCACUGAUUCUGAUAUGAUUUUUUUUUUUUUCUGAAAAACACUGAAUAUUCUGUUUUAUUUAAAAGGACACUACAGUCACCAAAACAACUUUAGCUUAAUGAAGCUGUUUGGGUGUAUAGAUCAUGGAGUUAAAUCACUUUUGUUUGUGUUCAUGUAGCUCUAGGCAUACCUCCCCUGGCUGAAACUCACACAGCCUGCAUGAAAAAGAUGAUUCCUUUUUUUAUCUUUUGCUCUGUAAAGUAAACUUUAGUCACACACUAGGGCUCCUGUAAGGUCUAGAAGGCUAUUAACCAAGUGUGAGAGAAGACAUUCUAAAUUAAGCAGACUGUGCAAUAAAUAAGUAUAAACAUUAGAGGACUCUUUACAGGAAGUGUUUAGGAAGGCUGUGCAAGAUACAUGCAGGGAGGUGUGACAAGGACAGCAUAAACAAAGUGAUUUAACUUGUAAAUAACAGAAAAUGGAGCAGUGAGGCUGUAGGGGCAUGAUCUAUACCUAAAACUGCUUCAUUAACAUUGUUUUGGUGACUAUAGUGCCCCUUUAUGGGUACAGUAGCAAGCAGUUUUAGAUAAAACUGGCUUCUUUAUUUGUUUCAUUUUGGCUUAUGAGUAUUUCAUCUUAAUGAUUCAUCCAUUUAUUUACUUGGAGAAAACUCAGAUUAUGAAUUAUAAAUGUAUUAAUUUGAUGAACCACAUCUCUGCUCUCUGCCCACCCGCAGUUCUGUCUCUUAAUUUGCGGAUUCCUGACUUUCCUGACUGUGCUUGGUGGAUACAUUCCCGGUCUUGUGCUGUCAUACCUGCUGUGUAAGUGUAUCUCAUUAUUUUUGUAAUAGAAGCAGUCAGAAUAAAAAUACAAUUUUACAUUUAUUAAUAAGGCGUAAUUGGUUGUUUUGUUAGACUUUUCUUUUGUAAAACUGUACAUUACAAACUAAAAUAGUCAACCAGCAAAAUAUUACGCGGACAUUCUCAUAUCUUUACUUUUUGACAGAAAUAUUUCCUGAAUAAUAUCAACAGGAAAUUCUAUGAAAAAUGCCUUAAAACACACCCACCACAGUGUAUUCCAUACUUAAAUAUACCCAAUUGUGUACACACACAUAUACCUCACAUUUAGCGGCAUUGUUCGUUUCUGUUUACUGAUAUCAGGGAAGGUUCUGUUUGCCUUUGUGCACAUCAUUUUAGCAGUUUCUUUUCAGUCAAGGCACCAUCACCACUACGUUGCACAGUAGCGGUUAUGGUGCAAGGAUUCUCUUGGCACUAUACACUGGGUGAGAGUGAAAUCACUGAUAGUAUGAAUGGUUUGACCUGGUAAUCACAGCCAUUCUACUCGCAUAUAUCUAAAGCAGGGGUCCUCAAACUCCGGCCCUCCCGAUGUUGCUGAACUACAACUCCCAUGAUUCUUUGAAUUACAUAAUUACAUUUUUACUAAGUGCCAGGGUGACCCAUGUAAGAGUCGAAGACAGUUUAACACUUACCCAAGGGACGGUGCCAAGGGACAAAUGACAUCAUAACCACCACAGCUCACUGUAGUGGUUAUGAUGCUUAGACUAUCCAUUUGUUCAAGAAGAUGUGUAUUCAAUUUUCCCACUCUAUUAUAAGUCUAUAAUAUAACUCAUUAUGCAGUGCUUUUCUUCCGUGCAUGGUAUAAUUUACAUGUCAAAAGAGAAUGAAUGAGGAGCACACCUCAUAAAAAGUAACAAAAUUUUAUUAGAUAAAUCUAUAUCCAUACAUUAAUGUACACAUAUUUGCAUGUUACCGAAUGGAUAAAUAAACAAGAGUAAUACACUAUACAUAAAUUAAAGCCAUAAAACAUGCAAAAAAAAAUCUUUGAAAAAAAAAAAAAUAAUAAUAAUAUACGUGUUCAUAACAGUCUGAAUGCAUACCAAAAAAAAAAAAGACCACAUAAAACAAAAAAAACAGUGUGAGAGGCAAGGGAUAACAAUGUUACUUUUUUGGGGGGGUAUGCUUCUAAUUCAUUCUCUACAGAUUGUUUUAACAGACUAUAUUGGGAAUAGAGGCAUUAAAUGUGCAUUCUGUCUCUUCAUUAUUUUGGUUUCAGUUGUUUUUGUUUUACUUAUAGUGUGCCGUCCCUUCUAAUUAUCCUUCUUUAAUAAUUUACAUCUCAAACCAUUUCAUGUGAUGUAUGUGUACAGCAAGUGGAGUCCAACUAAAUUGUGCAAGUUACUGUUCAAUAUAACUGUAUUUAAGAGAUCUUAUACUUUUACUCAAAUAACCAACAUUAUUCUGUUGAUAACUAAAUAAAAAAAUGAAAUUAAAUAAAAAUGAAACUGUUACUAACAAAAUAAUUUUUGAAACCGACAGAAAAAAAAUUGAAUUCUUAAACUGAACAGGAAAAUAGUAUUAAAAUACAAUACUUUUGAAAACUUUAAUCACCUGACAUUUGCAUAUUUAGGAUAUAAGGAGGUGACAAACUGUAAUGCAUAUAUGAUGUUUAUUCAUUAAACCACUAAUUGACAAGGAAUUUUAUAUUCUAGGCCAAAAUAACAAAUUUAAACAGUGUUGUAAAUGUGACUAAUUUGUAUUAAAAAUUUUAAUUUCCUUGUUAUUUCACCAGUUUCUGGUUCAAUAAUAAAUAAACCUGUAUAGUUUGUUAACAUAAGAACAAUUUAAUGUCAAGUGACAAACUCUAGAAUAUGUUUUGUUUACCUUUAAUUGUCAUUAACAUGUAUUUUACAUGGCGAAAGAUGGCGUAAAUUUUAAUUCUGUAUUCAACAGUGUUAUUUAUCCUGCUCUGGCCAUUGGCAAUAUAUCACCGUUUGGGUCAGAGAGUCUACCAGAAGCUGGAGCCAGCCCUGCAGAGGCUCGACUUCAGUGUCCGUGGUUACAUGAUGGCCAAACAGAAGGAGAGAGAAAGUAGGUUUUUUAUUAUUUGUUUUAGACCACACUUUAUACAGUCAUCUCACGAUGGCAUAUCUUAGAGACACUCCGGGUGCCAAUACAACUUUAAUGCAUUUAAUAGAUUUUGGACUCAUUAAUAUGCUGUAUUUUUGUGCACCCUCAAAUAUUUAUAGUUUUUGCAGAAAAAUAAAUGUUUUGCAGAAUUUUGCACUAUAAGCCUGCCUCCUUAGCCAUGCCCCUCAUGCCAAAAUAUGUCUUUAUGCACACAGGCUCAGAUUCAACAGCACUGAGUAAGAUGCUUUUAAUUCACACCCUGUCUUCAUACAGAAGCAGGGGACUACCAGUAAGGCAUAUAAUAAGGAUAUCACUACUGUUUGUAGUUUUCACUGACUAAAGGACUUUUUUUGAUUAGGAAGUCUUUUUCUAGUGUGAGGGGGUGUGGUAGAGAGGCAGGCUUAUGGUGCAACAUUCUACAAAACCUAUAAAGAUUUGAGCAUGUAAAAUAAUACAGCAUAUUUUAUAAUGUGUGUGUGUUUGUGUUCUGCAAUAAGAGGAUUAAUCUCAUAAGAGCAGGCAUUCGGUUGCUAGGAUAGGACCUGCCAGGAAAGCUACACUUUAGGUGCUUAUUUCCUAAAAAGUCUUGAGUGUAAAGAAAAACCGUUUAACAUCCACUGGGCUCAAAUGGACUUGUAAGCUAAACUUUACAACACACAGAACAGGAUAGCUGUUGCAUUUGCAUUCUGUUUAAAACCAACAAGAUGAAAUCUAAAUCAGCUUGUGAAUCUACUUUUGUUUUUUCCUCUCUAACUGUAGUGCAUGGCCGUGCCCUUCCUUCUAAUGAAGCCAGUGAUAGUGAAGAGGAGCUUGCAGCAUUUUGUCCAACAGUAAGCCUAUAUCUACCUCUCCUAAGCUAAAAGUAUUUGCAUGCUUUUGACUUACUAGUGAUUUGGAAGACUAUUCAACUGUGAAUUGUAGAUUAUGCUAACAUAGUGUACCUAUAAUCUUAAUUUUAGUAAUGACAGCAUGCAAAUAUUUGCUGAAACUCCCAGCAGCACAGAUCAUAACAACCAAUCAAAAAACACUUCAAUGUUAUAUAAAAGGACCUGUCACACACAUCACUUCCUCUUUCUUUGUAGCGAACUAAUAAAGUUCAAAUGUCUGAAAGUCCAAACAUAACAAUCAAUGAAUCCAAACUGUAGCCGUGAAAACAUCCAUAACAGCUGUAGAUUGCAGAAUAGAUGUAUAAAGCACUGAUCACACUGAAAAGAAACAGAAAGAAGUGACAUCUUGUCUAUCAUACCAUAACUAUCUAUCUGCUGCAUAAGUUAGACGUAAAUGAAAUAUAUAAUAGUCAUGCUUAUCCGGUAGAAAAACAACUAUGACAGCCUAUCUAGCUACUAAAAGAUGAUAAUUCCAUGCAAUAAAAAUAACACCAUUUAUAACCAUAGAAGAUCCUAAUAUCAGAGAAAAAGGAACAGAAAUAUCGAAUAUAGAAAUCCCAGGGUGGGAAAUAUUCGCCUCCUGUCAUUACUAAAAUUAAGAUUAUAGGUACACUACAUUAGCAAAAUCACAUGGCAGGAGGCUUCAUAUUUGCAGUUUUAACCCUGAGAAUUUAGAAAAAUGAAAGAAUAGUGAGAGGACUGUCUGAAGUAAAACACAUGGAACGUAGAUUCCCGCAACCAGUCCGCGCAUCACAUAAUAUUGGAAUAUAGAAAUCCUGGAGUAGAUGUAUUCCUUCCAUUUUGAAAUGUCGAUAGACGACAUAGUCGUUGAGCCGACGGAGGUUGAUGACUUUUUUCGAACCAGAAAGAUGUUGCAAGCCCCAAUCGUCCGGGGUGAAUUGUACCGCUCCUUUGGCGCAUAGAGAGCGAAUCUCUUCGUCUAUGGGGAGUCUGUGUUCUCGUGAAACAUGUAACAAAGAUGGUCGGGCGGUUUGUAUGAGUUGGGAGUGGAACUCGAUGGCGUAGCCCUAGACCAGCUGCAGAAUCCAGGCGUCUGCCUUGAUUGCCCUCCAAUUCUGUAGGAAAAGGGACAAACGACCAGCGGUAACAGUAGUUGUACGAGUUCUUAAGAAAGGAACUCACCUGAAGGGAAGCGUCCGCGACUUCUUCCUCUAGAGCCUCUCGUCCCGUCUGUGCCUCGGUGGUACAAGGGUCUUGAUAUGUAUGUCGGAUAGAGUGAGGGAGAUUGUGAAUAGGACCUGGGUCCCGCCGACCAGCCCUCCCAAAAGGUGGUGGCCUGAAGACUUGCUUGAGUGAGGAUUGGGCUUUGUUCAGCGUCGUGAACAGGUUGACAUUUCGCUUCAACUCUGCUAUAAAAGACUGACCGAAUAGAGCCCCUUUGCCAAGGGUCCCAGUUCUUUGGAGCCCAAUUCCAAGAAUUUUGAUUCUUUUCUCAACGGUGCUGUCUUGUGUCUCUCUGUACAGAGGGCUGCAUUGGCAUUGCCCAGGAUGCAGAUAGAGCGCUGGGCCCAUGUCACUUGGGUCCAACUGAGGGGGCCAGAUCCGCAAAAAAUAGUAUCUUCGCCAGUGGGCCCAAUAGAUCCAACACCUGUCUUGUGCAGACUUCAGCCCCUUCUCAAUGCCCUUCCUGGGGUCCCUGCCAGCUCAGGAUAUGAAAACCACCACGUGGUGUCCAACUCUGGAGUGUUAGCCACCUUGUCGCGGGGGCAUUUCGCUCAUAGGCUUGCCCGCACUUCCUUGUCUAGCGGCUUGCGAAGCCAAUAGUGGAUGAAUUGUGGCAGAUGAUCCGGCAGUGUCCAUUCAGACGACCUGGAGUGUCGUAUCGUGCGUGGAUUGAACGUGGGUACCCCCAUUUCGUCUAGAAAAAACCCUCUCCAGUGGUCUUAGGUGGAGGAGUGCAAGUACCCUUUUCUUGGUACUAUUCACCUUGCACGGUUUCCAUCACAUACUUGGAGUCGGAAUGGGUUACGUCUUGCCAGUUCUCAUUGGAGGCAGACCCAUCUGCACGCCACAUGUUCACCACGUCGAGGUUCUGAGGUGGACCAAGAUUGUACCCGGCUGAGGAUUGGAUUAGUGGAGGGACUGGUUCGAGCUUUGCCGCUAUACUUGCUUCCCGUCGGAGACCUGGAAUCCUUCCAGUGACGUUUGGGCCCUGUCUGAAUCCGUGGAACAUCAGAUCCUGGGGCAAUAUCACAGUCCUAUGGCCCUGGUUUCUGAGCUUGGGGCAGGACCUGUAAACGGGCCUUUUCCACUGAGGCUGCGACAGCGGCAUUAAUCAUGGCCAGAAAGUCCUGCGUAGGUAGAGGUUUGUUGCUCUUGGUGGUCAGUCUGCCUGUAAGAGGAUGGCUGGAAUCAGUGGGAGCAGGAUAAAUGGAGACGCACGCAAGGUGCCAGGCUACUAGUACAACUGGGGCUCACACAGGGAUUGGCUGCACAGUACAGCCGUAUACAUGAUAGUGCGAUGAAGAGGGGCUCACCCUCUAGGUGUACAAAAGGGGGGAUCCCUUUAGUGAAUGGGAGACGUGGUAGUCUCUGAAUCAUCGGGUGGAUCCCCAGCUUAAUUCCCUAUCCAGGGUGAUAUUGAGGGGUUAACCUUGUAAUUGUUGCCAAGGUGACGUCUCUUCGAGGGGUUUACCCCAGUUUUACGUCAAAGCUGUACCUCUGUGAUCAGCAAUAAAACAGGUGUACACAGCAUGUGGGAUAGUUCUGCAUGGUGCGAUAUUGUAUUUCCAGACAAUCGUAAAAGGAUGUGGGAUAUCCCUGUAAGUAAUAUGUAGAACACCUGUGACGAUAUCUGGGGGCUCACCCCACAUGGUGUGCCAUGAGAACCAGAGGACACCCACAUAUGGCAACUCAUGCAAUCAGAAUGGCACAGUGUAUAUGGCUGUUAAGCUCAAUAUAUGCCCACAUAACAAUUACAUUCCAGUGUAUGUCAGUCUGUUGUCAGCAAACCGCAUGUAUCAGCCUAGCAUGUAUUUGUAAUAACUUGUAGUAGGUACCUUGACUGUGGAUGAGAAAUCAGCACUGCAGUCUCCAGUCUGGUGAGUGUGGAGCAUCAGGUACAGCUUAAAGGGAAGUAUAUUUAGUCCAGAUCGCGGUAAUACCGAUCUGGAGUGAAAAAAUAAAUGGCCGACGUGAAUCUCGCGGCACUCGCGAGAUUCUAGAUGGCUGUCGUGCAUGUAACGAUAGUAGAGACCUGCGGUUUUGCAGGGCCCGUCUGUCGUGAUAAAAUCACGGUCUGCACCCCACAAACACACCUUCAGCUAGCCCCAAAGGAGUAGAAACAGGCGCUGAAAAGAGCACGAGCGCGGUGCCAAGAAGAGUUGAGCAAAACAAGGCCAAAAGGAGAAAUUGAAUUAGCAGAAUGGUAGUAGGGAAAAGUUAACAGAGCAUACAAGGUAAAUAUAUAUAAAUCCUAACACAGAAUAAAUCAAACCAUUAACAGUAAAUAGUCACAAGGACAAAGUACUCUGACCUGUGUCCUGGAGCAGCAAAGAAAGAUGAAGUGAUGUAUGUGACAGGUCCUUUUGUAUAACAUUGAAAUGUUUUUUUGAUUGGUUGUUCUCUUAUGAUCUGUGCUGCAGGGAGUUUCAGUAAAGAGAGUUAUGCAAAUGUUCGCCUCCUGUCGUGAUAAAAUUACAAUCCUAUUCUAGUCUCCGUCACAAGAUGAGUAUCAGGUGACCCUAAUGUUGCUAUUGUAACAUUUAUGUUCUGUUGGUGGUGCGUUCUUCUUGUAGAUAUAAAGCGAAAGCGUGGUUCCCUUUCCCUUUGCUCUAUGAUGAUUUAUAUGCCCUGUCCCUACAGUCUGACAAAUGUAAAGAAUGUGGUUUGUGACGUAUAUCAAUAUUUACAUCUGUCAGUUAGAAUGCCUCUUGUAUCUGUCAGACAGCCACUAGACCCACUUCCUCAUCGAAUUUUCAAUAAUUGAGCUGAAUGCUCUUAAUACCUCUCAAAGGGCAUUGGUUUGGUGCCCUUUUAUUAAAACUGAUGAUCUCAGAACAGUAGGAGUAGCUGCCACAGCAAACCAAAGUUGGCACUGGAUAAAAAGCGAGUUUAACUUAUAUUUUUUUUACAGGGCCAAUGAGGGGCAUAACCUAAUGGAGCACAGAGAUCUCACAGAUAAUUAAUGAAUAGUAUCAGAGUGUUCCUUUUAACACAGCUCUGUCUAAUUGACCGGUUUGGGGAGCAGGCUUAUAGCUGAAGCGAUUUUUAAAAAUUGCUGUAGUUUUAACCCACUCUCAGAUGAACAUCACCCAAAGCUGUGAUGUUACUUAAAAGGAACCUUUGAAAAUAAUAAUUCUUUGAAAGAAAAACACAAUCAAUUAUAUUAUAGAAAAUCAGCAUUAUGUAGAUAAGUUACUUUUUAAAAAUAUACUUAUUGAGAGAACAUCUAAAUAAUGUUCAUUUAUUUUACAGCUGGAUGAUUCAAUGGUUGCUAAAGAAUUGACCAUUUCCGACUCGGAACAUUCAGAUGCAGAAGUUUCCUAUACAGAAAAUGGAACAUUUAACCUAUCCAGAGGCCAAACACCACUUACAGAAGGCUCUGAAGGUACGCUAAAAAUAAAUGUUGUUUAUUUUUUUUUAAUUAUUAUUAUUUUGCUUCCUAUGUAUGGUUAGCUAGAUGUCCAUGUAUCUUUCUUUUUUUUAAAUUUUUUUUUUAUUCUUUAUUUUUGUUGUGCGUGUUAUACAUAGCAAUGACAUACGCCACAACAGCGUGUCUGAGAAUGUACUUAAGUUAAACAGUGGCAUGAGGAAUUGCACAGUUUUAUAUAAUAACAACAAUCAUCAGCUUGGCAAAACAGUGAAGUCAUUAGAUUAAAGUGGAAAGGUCAACGUUUAACAGUGCUAGGCUAGUUAUGCUAAAAUAGUUGUAGUGUGGUGGUGUGAUUUGCAGUGUGAUAAUAGCUGGCUUGUGUGCAAGGUUUAUACAGGUUGCGUUGCUCUUGUGUAGGCUAUUUGGAAACGGCACAUUUUUUAUUAUUAUGUUGAAACUUGCUAGUCACAUUUUUUAAGUAUAUAUUGAAAAGAGGACACGAUAAACAUAUGUCACUAAACAACAAUGAGACAACAGGCUAAGCUUUAAGUACUCUGACUGACAGCAUGGGAGUGAUUAGCCAAGGUGAGUAUCCAAUACGUAAGCAGGGUUGCAGUUAUUGCCUGCAGAUCAUUCAGUAUUUUGCAACAAGUAUUAUCACAUUAACACUAGGAUAUAUUUAUGAUUAAAACCUUAUAGAUAAAAUAGUUAGUGAUGGGUAAAGCUUAAGCACUGCAACUAUAGUUAAUUUCAUAGAGAGCGAAACAAGUAGUGUAGAUGACGCUUGUAUAAGAUAAUGUCCGCUUGAAUUAAACUUGAGAAAUCAGUAAUACAUAAAAAUAGGCAUUAUAAACAUGCUUAGUGAAAACUCCAGGUUAAUAGGAGAUUUACUGGUCAGUGACCUGAUCAGUCAGCCGAUCCCAUGCCUGGGAAACUGAAACCCUGGAAGUGGGGGUUCAAGAAGGCAGCGUAAGUCCAGAAGUUGUAAUAGUUCUCCCUCCGGCCCCAGGCUGAAUCACUGGCCAGCAGUUGUCUGCCACGGAUCCGAGUCCGCCAGCGGUCCUUAUCCUUCUCCGAUGGAGAGGGGUGGAAUACCCGAGUGGUGUGUUGCUGCAGGUAGCGGCAGCACCUCCGUCUAUGCGGAUGCCGCUUCGAGGUCGUGCUCCGCUUGGCUUGGGUGGGCUUGUCGUGGUGGAUGAGCAGGGGGUGGGGGAUUGCCCGAAGGCAGCUUUGUCUUCGCUCGGGACCCGCUGCCACCGCUCACGGUUCGAUGUUGGGGUUCAGCAGACUGCAGACGUGCCUCCAAGGAAGCCCAGAAGCGUGCAAAAUGGCUCUCGAGCCGUUGUAGCAUGUGAUUGGCUGGGUUGGAGUGCACAAGGCAAGGUAAUGUAGGCCCGACUUCGCAGGUGAUCAGCCCUGCUGCCAUCUUGGGCUGUGAAGCUGGGUGGCUCGCUGGGUUCUGCUGUGUCGGUCCGCAGGCCUGUGCAGGCUGGAAUAUCCCCCCGGCCCACUGGGGGGGGGGAGACAGGGCUGUCUAGCACAUGUAGCCGGCCUGGCACUCUCCCGCCAUGCAGCUCCCCCAUGUCUCGCCAAGGUAAUCGUUAGCGAUUGGGUACUUUGCUCUGGGCACUCGAUUCAUGGCUCCCGGGUCAGGUAACAUUUCCAGGUAGUCGAUUAGGUAUGUCGAGGUAUGCAGCUGUCAUGUAUGCCUGGUUGAAGGAUUAUUAAGCUUGGAGCUCGUGCAAAGUGCGACCAGCCGCCAUGCCGCUCAGGCCCCGCCCCCCGGAUGUCCAUGUAUCUUUCAAUUGAUUUAUUGUGGUCCUUCACGUAAUGCCAUGAUAAAGUGCAAAAAUUACCUGGAGAUGCCAGUUUGAGUUCUGUAUGCCAACUUUGGUACCUUCACCAAUAAAAACCAUAAAACGGGCCUUUCGUGGAACAGAAAAAUGUUACAUUAAUAAUAGACAUUUUAUUGAACUGGAGGGAUUGCAUACCCAUAAGACAGAGCAUACCCAUUUGGGCCUGAUACCUUAAUGGAACACUCUGUAAUACAAUCAUGUAUUCCUAUUCUUUGAGAGGUUUUAUUUCUAUAUUAUUAUAUUAUUGCCCUUAGCAUGCAGAAAAGGCAGUGUUUACAAUUGUCACCUGCACAUACAGUCUUUUUGAACAAUAACUACUACAUUAAGCUGUAGUGGUUCUGAUAUUUAGUGUGUCCUUUUAGAAUAAAUAACAAACAAUAGGUACUCUAUAAGUUCCAAGAUCUCUGUCCAUUGAAUAUAUAAUUUAUCAUAAAAUAUAGUGUCACAUAAUAUUGUUACCUGGUAAAGGAGAUUUUUAUUUGGACCCAUCUUCCCUCUAACAAUGCCAUGCUACACAGUCUAUGCACGAUGCGCUAAUGUAACCACCUGCUCAUAAACCCUGCUCAUUCUCCAAUGUGAUUGGUCCAGCUGGAGAGCAGUUUCCCAAUUCUAUUCAAUGAUGCUGACUUCAUUGCAAUCAUAGCAUGUCUCUGAUAUAUUGUUUGGACAGAUGGAUAUUCUGACCACAACCUGUUGUGUGGACGUUCUGCCAUCUGUUGCUCAAACGAACCUCCAACAAUAUUGCAAUUUACAUGUUGUCAUUAAUUUUAAGGAUGGUCUUAGCCGGUGCCUAAAUUACUAGUACACAAAAAUAGGUCCUGCUUUCAAACUCACACUACUUCUGAGUGUCAGCAAUGACCAUAGUAUACAUCAGCCCCAAUACAUACAAUAAAAACCAAAGAAAAAAAGUUACUUGUGCACUAUUCCAAAUCCCUGUGCAUAUUUAUAUAAAUGGAGAUUUUUAGUUCCACUCGAAUGGCCAUUAGAUGUAAGCCCACCUGCCAUGUCAUGAAUUACUGCAUAGUAUUUAUGUGUCUUUAUUGCUUAUGCUGAUCUUUAAAGGGACACUGUAGUCACUACAACCAUUUAAUCUCUCCGAAUUGGUUAUAGUGCCCUGGCACUGUCUCUCCAUUCAGUGUUGCACCAUGUUUAUGCAGUAUGCCACAGUAUAAGAGUCCCUGGCCAUCCACAGUCUGGCCCCUUCUGUAUGUGUAACUAAGGCAGAGAUUACACACUUCCUUGUUGUCAUACCUAAAGCAGUCAGCUGACACUCUCAGCCAAUCACAGCUGCCCAUAGCUGCUCAGGCUAAUAGUUCCUUAUUAGCCAAAGCAGCACAGAGGGGAUGGACUGCCGGGGACUCUUGUUUAGCAUUAAGACAUUAAAAACUGUUUAAUGCUGAAAGAAAUGAUGGUACCAGGGGACUCCAGACACUAUAACCAGUUUAAUAAGAUGAAGCAGAUACAGUGCAUGCGGUGUCCCUUUAAUUACCAUAACAUAAGGUAAAUGAAUUGAAUUGUAAAGCAUACAGGUUUUUUAAAAAGUAAACACAAAUUGCAUAAUCUGAAUGUUCUUUCUCUUGUUCAUUCUAAUUUUCAUUAGAUCUGGAUCGCCAUAGUGACCCUGAAGAAUCUUUUGCUCGUGACCUCCCUGAUUUCCCAUCCAUUAAUCCUGAAGCAUUGGGGAUAGAUGAUGAGGAUGACACCAGCAUUGGAAUACCAAGUAGAGCAAACCACCCACGCUUGUCUUCCACACAACUGUACGAUGAGCAGGAAUCAGAGGCAGACAUGUCUUUGGGUGGUUUCCCAGGAGCUCAACAGAUUACAGACAACAUCGCCGGCUUGGUAACCAGAGGGAUGAUACAACUGGCAUUGGCAGGUGCUACCCAGCAAGCCUCCACUUUUUUGGAUAAUCCAAGAGCCAAAACAUAUCAGAGAAACUCAAGCUCUGAACUGGACACUGAUGCAGAAGCUGAUGACUUUGAGCUACUGGAUCAAUCAGAGUUGAGCCAGAUGGACCCAGUAAACCAACGUGGCCAUCAGUGAUUAUGGAUGACAUGAAAAGGAGAGUGCCUGCCACUUCCUUAUUAUGAUUAUCUAAAAAAAACAAAACACAUUUGAUCACAUCGUAGACCUGCAUUGUCAAGCUGUGACUUCUUCUCAGUGUGCUCCCUUGUGAGGUUUCCAUUUAAUGCAGACCAACCCGGGCCGUCAUUUUUAUCACUGUGAAGUCUGGAGCUGUAGAUUAGUGAUUAUAGAAUGAAAGAUACAGUAUUUUAAAAUUGAUCCCUACUGGAUAAAUGGACUUGGUGCAAUAGUGACUCCUCUUUUCCAACCCAGAAAUUUAAUGUGGGUUUUCCUUAACAGUCUGAAUCCAUCCCCCCUCAUAAACUACAUUUAUAAAAACUACUUCUGGGUUGGUAUUACUAGUAAAGGUUUUUAAUAAGUUGUGUCUGAUGACUUGGUUGUGGGGGGCACACAUUCCAUCUAAAGUAAGGUGUUUACUUAAGUACUCUGGCUUCACGUUCAAUCCAGAGAUGGCUCUUCAUGUUAUGGGAUAACCCUUAAUUAAAUCUGUGUCUACAAUCAAUUUAAAGUCUUAGUGAAGUGUUACUCUUCCCAUGGGUUGGUAAUGUAGCUGUGAAGUGGGUUAGAUGAGAGUGUGGUGGUACCCCAAUUGCUUGUGGCUUUGAAUUUUCUUCUUUCUGGGGUACAAAUUGGACUUUGUUGUGUUAAUGUACAGUGAAGCAUUUCUUGUUGCAACCGUUUAUUCUCUCGUCUCCUUUUCUUCUCUGGUUUACCCAUUAUUUUUGUCUCGACAAAAGCACUUUUAAUUUUGAAUACAUUUUGAUCUACAUUGUUUGUGACUGCUUUAUUUUAAUUUAAUUUUUUUUUAUUUUUUUUUUUAAAUAACAACAUAAGAGAUAAGUGAACAACACUAGAUUAGAAACUUCAAAACUGCUGCUACCCUUGCAGAAGUGAAUAAUAUCCUAAAAAUAUUAUGUCUCUUUUUCUAUACCUACCUAUACACUACAGCAGUGCUCCUUAAUCCUCUCCUCAAGGAACACCUAACAAAUCCAGGAUUUAAGGAUUUACCCAGGUUGUCUAAGGUGUUUUAAAAAAUAAUCUAAAAACACCUUAGACUCUGUGUUUUGUUUUUUUUCUGAACACCUUAGACACACCUGGUAAUCCCUAAAUCCUGGACUGUUAAGUGUUCCUUGAGGAGAGGAUUGAGGAGCACUGCACCACAGGACAUGGCAUUUAUUUCAUUUUAUGAAUGCAAACUUUGGGCAGCAGCAACAUAAAGGAAAUCUAUUUUUUUGUAAGUUUAAAUAAAGAUUGUGGUACAAUAUACUCCUAAUGUGUUGCUUGUGCC